AUGGACCUAGUAAGAAAAGUCGAAGAGCUCAAUGGAGGAUUUAACGAUAUUGGAGUUUUGAAAGGAGACCCAGUACUAAUCAACUUAAGAGACAAUGCUGAACCACACAGUGUACAAACACCUUUGCCAGGGAGACCUUGGAAGAUCAACAGAUAUAUGCAAAUUCAGAGGACACCAAUACCCCCAGUGGAUGUGGACUGUUUUUCACAGGGACUUAGCACUGUGGAAUUCAGCCUGAGACAAGUCAUUCACCUCCUUUUGGAAUCACUUCUGGAGCUGAACCCACAGUUUCAAGACUGCACUUGCACAGAAUAUGCCUGUAGCAUUCUGCAGAAACAGAAGGAUAAAUUGCGAGCAUUUGUUGCUGAAAGUGAAGCACCUACUAAACGUACUGAGCUACGGCAAACUCUGAAAAUGCCUAAGAUGGCACAGUUGGAUGUAGCUUUGUUUAAGUGGUUUAGUGCAAAGCGUUCUGAAGAUAAAUCACCAAACUGGGAAGAUGAUGGCUGGGGAGCCUGGGAUGAAGCAGAAACACAAGAACCCGAAGAAGAAGAAUCCACUUACAAGACACAGACAAAUUACUGGCUUCAAGACUGUGUGUUAUCCUUGUCACCAGCAAAUGAUCUCAUGGUAAUUGCUCGGGAACAGAAAGCGGUUUUUUUAGUGCCAAAAUGGAAAUACAGUGACAAAGGGAAGGAGGAAAUGCAAUAUGCUGUUGGUUGGAGUGGCUCUCUGAAUGUUGAAGAAGGUGAAUGUGUAAGUAGUGCUUUGUGCAUUCCACUGGCAAGCCAAAAAAGGAGCUCCACAGGUCGUCCUGACUGGACCUGCAUCGUGGUUGGUUUUACCUCUGGCUACGUCCGUUUCUACACUGAGAAUGGAGUCCUACUUCUUGCGCAGCUAUUAAAUGAAGAUCCCGUCCUACAGCUUAAAUGCAGAACCUAUGAGGUUCCAAGGCAUCCUGGAGUCACAGAACAGAAUGAAGAACUAAGUAUCCUGUAUCCAGCAGCAGUUGUGACUAUUGAUGGUUUCAGCCUUUUUCAGUCCCUUCGUGCUUGUCGUAAUCAGGUAGCAAGAGCCACAGCAUCAGGCAAUGAGAACAUACAACCCCCACCAUUAGCCUAUAAGAAGUGGGGCUUGCAGGAUGUGGACAACAUAGUUGACCAUGCAAGUGUGGGUAUCAUGACUCUAUCUCCUUUUGAUCAAAUGAAGACUGCCUCCAAUAUAGGUGGUUAUAAUGCUGCUAUAAAGAAUAGUCCACCUACUAUGUCUCAGUACAUUACUGUAGGCUCCAAUCCUUUCACUGGUUUCUUUUAUGCCCUGGAGGGUAGCACGCAGCCAUUGUUGUCUCACGUUGCAUUAGCAGUUGCUAGUAAACUGACUUCAGCAUUCUUUAAUGCUGCCAGUGGCUGGCUUGGUUGGAAGAGUAAACAUGAAGAAGAAACUGUCCAAAAGCAGAAACCCAAAGUUGAACCUGCUACUCCUUUACCUGUGAGGUUUGGACUUCCAGAUUCCCGACGCCAUGGUGAAAGCAUACGUCUGUCUCCAUGUAACACGUUGGCAGCAGUAACUGAUGACUUUGGAAGAGUUCUCUUACUGGAUGUUACACGGGGACUUGCCGUUCGCAUGUGGAAAGGAUAUCGUGAUGCACAAAUUGGUUGGGUUCAGACUGUAGAAGACCUUCAUGAAAGAGAAGCUGAAAAGGUGGAUUUUUCUCCUUUUGGGAGUACUCGAGGACCAAGCAGGGUGGCUCAAUUUCUUGUGAUCUAUGCUCCAAGAAGAGGAAUCCUGGAAGUGUGGAGCACUCAGCAAGGACCCCGGGUUGGAGCCUUCAAUGUGGGGAAACACUGUAGGUUGCUGUAUCCUGGCUAUAAAAUAAUGGGUUUAAACAAUAUGACGAGUCAAGGUUGGCAGUCUCAGACUUACCAGAUCUGUCUUGUUGACCCAGUGUCUGGAAGCAUAAAAACUGUUCAUGUACCUUUCCAUUUAGCGCUAAGUGAUAAAAAGAGUGAACGAGCAAAGGAUAUGCAUCUAGUGAAGAGGUUAAGUGUUUUACUCAAAGCUAAAACUUCAAAUCAAGACAUGAUUGAAGCUGAAGCUAAGGAAUUAAUUCUUGAUAUUAAAUACCCAGCUACAAAAAAACAGGCUUUGGAAAGUAUAUUGGCAAGUGAACGUUUGACGCUCUCCGCUCUCUCAAACAUCACUCAGACAUUGAUGGACACCUUAAAAAACCAGGAGCUUGUGUGUGUUGAUGAAGGGUUGCUCCAAUUCUGUGCAAAUAAGUUAAAGCUGCUGAAUCUUUAUGAGUCAGUCAGCAAACUGAAUUCUUUGAGCAUGCAACCGAGCACUUCACUCUCUCAAAAUGAUUUGGCUAAACUACUCAGGCUGGAUGACAGAGAGUUUGCUAGGCUCCAGGCAUUAUUGGAAAACUACAAGCAAGAGAAUACUCAAGCCACCGUUCGAUUUGCUGAGGAUAAAGAUGGCAUAUUGCCUGUGAAAAUGUUCUUGGAGUAUUUAGAAUAUGAAAAGGAUAUCAUCCUAGUAAAAAAACUAGAUGAAGGAGAAUAUGUGGCUUUAGGCAGCUUUUUUUUCUGGAAAUGUUUGUGUGGAGAGAGUUCUACAGAGGAAAUGUGUCAUAUACUGGAGUCUGCAGGAUUUACCCCUCAGCUGUUGUUGUCUCUGCUUCUCAGUGUGUGGCUUUCCAAGGAAAAAGAUAUUCUAGAUGAACCACAGUCUAUCUGCUGUCUUCACACUAUGCUGUCCCUUCUCAGCAAAAUGAGAGUUGCGAUAGAUGAGUCAUGGGAUUCUCAGUCAGUUUCCCCCUGGUGGCAGCAAAUGCGCACAACCUGUAUUCAGUCUGAAAAUAAUGGCGCUGCCUUAUUAUCAGCACACGUUGGGCACUCUGUAACUGCACAGAUCGCUGACACUGUGGCAGAGAAAAAAUUUUCUCAAACCAUGGUAGGUGCUGACACAGAUUCCUGGGAAGCACUUUCCCUUGAUACUGAAUAUUGGAAACUUCUUCUGAAACAAUUAGAGGAUUGUCUGAUAAUUCAGACACUGUUGCACAGUAAAGUGAGAGCAAGGACAACUAGAAUAUCAUCUCUACAGGCUGAGCCACUCUCCAGACUCUCUGUAAAGAAAUUACUUGAAGGAGGGAAAGGAGGUAUCGCUGACAGUGUAGCAAAAUGGGUUUUCAAACAAGACUUCAGUCCCAUGAUACUAAAGCUGGCACAAGGGAAAGGAGAGACAGAAAGUACAGAGGAACCUGUAGAAAUUGACAAGAAUGUUUCCCUUGAGAAACCAGGAGCAGAGACAGGCCUGGGAACAAUCUUAGAGUUGUUGCAUUUAGCAUACCAGCAGUUUCCUUGUAGUCUUGAAUUGGACAUACUACACACGCAUUGUUGUUGGGAAUAUGUAGUGCAAUGGAAUAAAGAUCCAGAGGAAGCACGUUUUCUUACUAGAUCUGUAGACCACCUCAGAUGCAUUGUUAAUGCCCACAUACAGCAUGGUAUUGCUCUAAUGAUGUGGAAUACAUUUUUAGUAAAAAGGCUCUCUGCUGCUACGUACUUAAUGGACAAGGUUGGAAAAGCUCCAAAGGACAGAUUAUGCAGACGGGAUGUAGGUAUGGGUGAUGCUGCAAUGACAUCUUUUGUUGGCUCAUGUUCAGAUCUUCUUCAAACCUUAAUGGAGGCUGAUGUUAGUAGUGAUGAAAUGCAAGCUCCAGUUUUGGACACAGAAGAUGCCUGGGUGUCAGCUGAAGGACCAAUCUCAAUAGUAGAACUAGCCCUGGAUCAGAAACACAUCCACUACCCACUUGUCGAACACCAGUCAGUGUUGUGUACUAUAUUAUAUGCAAUCAUGAGGUUUUCUCUGAAAAGUGUGAAACCUCUCUCGCUAUUUGACAGUAAGGGCAAAAAUGCAUUUUUCAAAGACCUGACUUCAAUUCAAUUGCUGCCCAGCGGAGAUAUGGAUCCAAAUAUAUUAUCCAUACGCCAACAAUUCCUAAUGAAAGCUGUGAGUGCAGUGGUACAAGUACAAAGCUCAGCACAAAAAGCCAGGCAUCUCCCAGAAGAGGCAUCAUUUCCUUCUGAAAAAGACAAGGAUUGGCCUGCUUUGGCUAUGGAUUUGGCUCAGCACCUUCAGGUCAAUGAGGAUGUGAUCAAAAGGCAUUAUGUAUGUGAACUGUAUAAUUAUGGAAUGGAUCAUCUUGGAGAAGAGGCCAUUCUUCAAGUACAUGACAAAGAAGUGCUUGCAUCACAGCUGCUUGUGCUGACAGGACAGAGACUGGCCUAUGCUUUACUACACACACAAACGAAAGAAGGCAUGGAGCUGCUGGCCAGGCUUCCUCCAACCCUGUGUACCUGGCUUAAAGCUAUGGACCCUCACGAUCUUCAAAACAGAGAAGUGCCCAUUGCAACAACAGCGAAACUAGUGAACAAAGUAAUAGAGCAUUUACCAGAAAACCAUGGGCAAUACAGCCUUGCUUUGCAUCUGAUAGAGGCUGUAGAAGCAAUCUCUUCUUGACAAUGUACAUACUAAACACUUCUGCUGCAAAAUGAGGUCAUGCAUGAUUUUAUACACUAAGGGUCACCUUUAUAAAAGGAAUUCAUGUGGCUUUUGUAAAAUAAACUUAAUUCAGAAACAACUGCUUUUACAAUGGAGUCCAUCUAAGUUCCAUACUAUUGUGCAUAAUAUACGAGGAGCUAGUAAUCUUUGUACAUCUGUCAACUUGUGUUCCACUAUUUAUUUCUAGUUCAAGCACCUGUGCUCCAUUUUAGAUGGUUAUAUUUAACAGCAAUUUUAUUCCACAUUUACAUGUGAGAUUCUAUAUUUCAUACUCUGAAGAAACAUUACAUGUAUUUUCCAUUUAUGCUUGAUUUUUGAACAAGCAGCAGUUGCAUAAAUCUAUCAUGUAAAGAAAAAUAUUAGGCUAUCAUGUCUUGUUUUACUCCAUCAAAGAGAUCUUCAUUCUGCAGGGUCCCUAAUACUUAACCUUCAGGGGAGCCAGUGCUGAUGCAGAAGUUCUCUUCCUGUAACAGCUGUAUAGGAAGCAGGACAAAAUAGCUUUGUAUUUUCACACAAACAGCAUCCUUAAUGGGGAUGAAAUGAGAGAGGAACCUCCCCCAUCAAAGUUCAACUCUUAGAGAAGAAUACACUUAAAAUGAUCAGUGUUGAAACAAACCUCUCUGUAUAUCUGUGGCUGCAUGCCCCACACAAGAUUGGCACAUAAGUUUCCUAGUGCAGCUGUUAUGGAAAUCCUGGUGAAGUUAGGACUGCAGGAGCAAGCUUCUGGACUUCUUACCAGAAAAAUCAUGUAAAACUGAUGUAUUAAUAGAGCAAUGCCAUGGGAUAAUGCAUCCUGUGGGGAGCACGAGUGUGUUAUACAUUAAAAUCACAUUGUUAAAAUGCGAGGGAACUUCUAGAAUACACCUGCAGGGUCUACACAGACUAAUAAAUGUGCAUUAUUGCCCAUGUUGAGCUGAAGAUCUGUAAUACAGAAGGCUUGAGCUUUAUAAAAUCGUGUGUGUUCUACAUAGGACAGUGCCAACGGAUAGCUAUAUUUUGCAGCCAGAAUCUCUUAAGUAUUGGGUGAUAUUUAAGCCAUCAGAAGCAGACCAUUUUAUCAUACUGCAGUUAAGUAUCCAUGUUGUACUCGGCUGUAUGUUUCCUGUGAAAGUUAGAACUGGAAGAAUAAUGGUCACCAAUCCCAUUCUUGUCUUGAGCCUGUACAAGUUAUAAUGGAAACACCUAGCUGACUCUUGCAACUUGCACUUAUCUGCAAUUGUUAACUAUACACACAAAGCUCAUAAAUCUACCUUUUUUAGAUAAGUUUUUGGUGAUAAUAGGAUAUAGGAUUCAGCAACCCACUUCAGUAAUGAUUAUCUUCUCUGAGUUAUUCCCUGCUGACAGCAGCAAACUAUAAAUUUUCAUAGGAGCUAGGACUGUCACACCACAAGAAGGGUUUAUUUGAAAUAAACUAUCUGUCUGAGGUUUGCUUAUUCAGUAUUCUUAGCUAUGAACUUACAGAAAUCAGUGUGCAAUGCUACAUCACUUUUUGUAAUAUGGAAGGUUUUUUAAAACAAUUCCAUUUUGCAUUUAAAAGAAUGUUGCUACAAUUAUUUUAUACCUACUAUUGCUCUGAGAUUAUGGCUACCAUGAAAGCAAAUAACUAAUCUGCCAAUGUUAUGUUUCAGAACACUAACAUGUUACAUAUAGGCAAGAGACAGAUGGAUGUUUGAGAUGUUACAGGUUACUCCAGGCCUUGUUGUCUAAUGCCUUGUCUAGAAUGCACUUCAACAUACUGUAGAUAGUAAUGGAUUUUGAGGGCCUACUGUCCACUAUGAAACCUGCUUUAGCUAACACAUUUAGGGCUGUUUCUUGUAUCCAUUAAAUUCCUUUAUGCUACCAGCACAGCAUAAAGGAACUUAGUGUAAUUGAGAAUCAAGGCCAAAGAGGUUAUAUGAAACACUUUACACCAAACCUGUAAUGUAUUGUAAGUAAUAAGAUUAUGUAUAUACUGCUAUUUUCUGUCACUUGCUGUGGAUCUGUGUAAAUCAAAUAAACUUAGGAUUUGAUUCUA
Pelodiscus sinensis (Chinese soft-shelled turtle) is the source of this 6577-nucleotide messenger RNA. NCBI's taxonomy places the organism in Eukaryota, Metazoa, Chordata, Testudines, Trionychidae. The record is from RefSeq and is a predicted model, not a curated record.